Ciona intestinalis (vase tunicate) is the source of this 1193-nucleotide messenger RNA. Lineage: Eukaryota; Metazoa; Chordata; Ascidiacea; Phlebobranchia; Cionidae. The record is from RefSeq.
CUUUAAAAUCAUGAAGAGAAAACGAGCCCAAGAUAGCAAUGCUCAGCUGAAAAGGUCGACUGAACAGAAGGCAAAAAAACUCAAACGCAAGAAUAAGAACCAACCAAAGUUCCAAUGCUCUCACUGUGGUUAUUCAACCAGAUCUGUCGAUCAUAUGAACAGCCAUGUCAAAAACUUUCAUUUAUUAAUUGCUGGUUUUACUUGUGACUAUAAACAAUGCAAACAUCAAACUGUUUCUAAGGAAUUGUUGCGACAACAUCGGGAAACUGCUCAUAACCUUAAAUUCAAACCUGCAGCAUGCAAGUUAAAUUGUGAUUUGUGUGAGUUUUCUUGCGCCACAUCAGUGAGAAUGAAGAGUCACCUAAGUUUGUAUCAUGAACAAAACAAACCAUGGGUGUGUUCUGUGUGUAACAUGGCGUUUGAAUAUGAAGUGGAGUACAAGAAACAUUUCAGCCAAAAACACGGAGAAAUGUCAAAAGUUUGUGGGAUUUGUGGUUUCAGAUCUACAGGGAGCGAGGUUAAAGUUCAUAUUAUUAAUUCUCAUCUGAGAUCUUUCUUUGAUAAAAAGGAAGGUGAAAGUAAAACACACAGUUGAUUGGGUGUGGUGUUUCAUUGAAAGUCUUCUCUGCUUUCCUUGCAUAAUCAGACCCAUGUAGUAUCAGUGCAGACUUGGAUCUUUUUGAAGUAUUUUCAGGAACAAUAUUAUAAAUUAAUUGUACAGUUUUAUGCAUGUAUUUGUUACACAUGUGCUUUACACAUGUGUUUGUUGCCCAUGUGUAAACCUGCAAACAAGGUAGAUUUUGUCACACAAGUAACACUGACCUGCACCUACAUCCAACAGGGUUGCAAACAGGGGAACAACCUAAGUGUUGUAACUUGUUUUUGUACUUAAGAAGCAAACCCCACACUGCAAAUUGACAGUUGCUUGUAUUAAGCAAUCGGAUACCUUUAAUGAAGUUAUUUUAGUUUAACCUAGAUGGUGUGUUGGAUAGCUGGUAAUGUUUCAUUGUGAAGUUCGUAUCCAUUUACUAUUUUGUUUAUUUUAUUUUUCACGUUUUUAUUUCUUUGGAAAUACCUGUUUUUGAAAAUAUUUUUAUUUCUUUGGAGAAGCUGUUUUCGAAAUAUUAAAGUUAACAUUAAGAAUAUAAAAGUCGUUAGUUGCAAAGGGAGCUUUGAAUAAAUUACAAACAGGA